Umbelopsis ramanniana AG is the source of this 1138-nucleotide messenger RNA. RefSeq lists its product as uncharacterized. The record is from RefSeq and is a predicted model, not a curated record. NCBI's taxonomy places the organism in Eukaryota, Fungi, Mucoromycota, Umbelopsidomycetes, Umbelopsidales, Umbelopsidaceae. Gene Ontology annotation, cellular component: intracellular membrane-bounded organelle. Gene Ontology annotation, molecular function: peptidyl-prolyl cis-trans isomerase activity. Gene Ontology annotation, biological process: protein folding; protein peptidyl-prolyl isomerization. The transcript is spliced from 6 exons. Bases 483 to 1004 code for a protein of 173 amino acids.
UAGGUUAUUCGUAGACGAAUGCAAGUUGGCGGCCUGAUGAAUCCUAAUGCCUUUGUAGGUUUUUGGGAUACGGCCCAUGAUAUAUACCGAGUCAAAGGCUUCAAAGGCUUUUAUGUUGGUCUUAGCAUUGGAUUCCUCAAGGUGACUCCUAUGGCAGCUGUCAGCUUUGCCGUAUAUGAUCGGAUGAAGGUGUAUCUAGGGAUUGAUUAAAAAAAAGACUCCUCCCACACAUAGACAUUUUGUGGAGAAAAUCCCCUACUACUAUAUUUUUUUCUUCCUGUACCAACAGCCUCUUUUUUAAAAAACUAGGACCUUCUACACCUGUAGCGUUUGAUUACGGGUACGCUUUGUACAGUUUCCUUCAUGUCCUGGAUAUAAACCGGUUUUUCACAGUAAAUUACCCGCAUGCGUGACUGCUGGCGGAGCACGUUUGGGAACAGAAUGGUUGCGCGAUCAAAGUGAUCACUUUAUUCAUUUUCAACAUGUCAGCUCAGGAGCGCCCAGUUGUGUUUUUCGACAUCUCCAUUGGCGAUGUUCCAAUUGGACGAAUGAAAAUGGAGCUCUUUUCAGACAUAGUACCCAAGACGGCAGAGAAUUUCCGACAACUGUGUACUGGUGAAUACAAGCGCAACGGUGUUCCACAGGGAUUCAAGAAUUGUUUGUUCCAUCGCGUCAUCAAGGACUUCAUGGUCCAGGGUGGUGAUUUCUUGAAGGGCGACGGAACAGGCUCCAUGAGCAUCUACGGCGACAAGUUUGCCGACGAAAACUUUGAUGUCAAACAUACCACUGCCGGGCUCCUGUCCAUGGCCAACUCUGGACCCAACACCAACGGAUGCCAGUUCUUCAUCACAUGCGACAAGUGCGACUUCUUGGACGGAAAGCACGUUGUGUUUGGCAAAUUAGUCGAUGGUUUGCUCACCCUGAGAAAAAUAGAAAACGUGUCGACCGGCCCAAAUAAUCGACCAAAACUUCCAGUCAAAAUCACAGAAUGCGGCCAAAUGUAAUUUUAAUAAUAACAAAAGAUUCGAAACCAAGUGUAUUUACUUUAUGUUAUGUGUUUAUGGUACAACAAUGAGAGAAACGAAAAAUGGACACUCGUAGGGGAUGGUUUCUAUUAUGCGAAUAGGAAUUAAAAAGA